Molecule: messenger RNA, 966 nt
Organism: Anastrepha obliqua
Lineage: Eukaryota; Metazoa; Arthropoda; Insecta; Diptera; Tephritidae
Product: probable chitinase 10
Exons: 1
Coding region: 207-818 (203 amino acids)
Cellular component (GO): extracellular region
Molecular function (GO): chitin binding
Source: RefSeq, a predicted model, not a curated record
UCGAAGAUAACAGCAUCCAGCAUUGAUAGUUUAAAUGGCAACGAACUAUAUUGAAACUAGUAAAGCAACUACAGCCUCAAAACUUGAUUGCGACCUUCAAAUCUCCUAAAUAUAAGUGCUCCGAAAUAUCCAGAGACAUUAGAAAGCAGCCACCACGAGUGUGAGAUACUCAGUUAAUUGAAGACGUUAUUUUCUAGCUCUUAAAUAUGUAUACAAAGUUUGGGAAAACUAUAUUUCUUUUGCUGUUCAUCAACCAUAUUCGUGCUGAGCCCUUCAAGGAAUGCAAACAUGCGAUCGAUGGUACUUUUGUGGCUAUUGAAAACAAUUGUUUAGCCUACAUUUACUGCAUGGGUGAUAACUCAUUCACUGACUUAUGCCCGGCUGGCACUUAUUUCGACCAACAACAACAGCAAUGUACCGACGAUACUUCCUUCAAGUGUUCAAACUAUACAGCAGCUAUCACUGGCGUAGUGGAGCAACAGAGCGAAUCUGCACAGCAGCAGUCUACGAUAUUAGCAACGCUACAGCACAACACGGCAAAUACACUUAGUAGUGUCCUAACAACAGAAGCAACCGAUGCAUUAAGCAGUGAGACGCGGCCAAAUAUCUUGCCGCAGCGGCCACACUGCAAGCCCACUGUAGAUGAGUACUUCCCCCAUCGACUACGUUGUGAAUACUAUUAUAGAUGUACGCGUGGUUAUUUGAGUAUUUUGCGCUGCAACUUUGGGUAUGGCUGGGACUUUUUGCGAGAGAAGUGCUUGCCUCUUAAGGAGGCACAGUGCUAUAGGGUCGCUGAGACGCUUGUUUUUAAGUUUUAAAUAGUUUUUUUUUGGAAAAUUGUGGUUUGAGUGUUUUGCUGAAUAUUUAAAUACGCGUGUGUGUGUAUGUGUAGUUCUUUUUCUUUUUGCUCGAAGGUAUGAAAAUCAUUUCAUCAGCUCUCUUAAAUGCUCACAUAAAAAGAAAAUC